AGACUUCUCUGACAUUUAUGAGAAAGACAACAGAGUUCCAUGAAGACAGGUUGAAUACAUGGACUCUUACAUGCUGAUGAAUGAUCCUUCUAGACUUUACACUAUACCUCAUGGAAACCUUGAAACACUGGCGUUCACUUCAUGGAUUUAUUGUUAUGUUUAUGUUCCUUACAACGAUCAGCAAAGUUUCAGCAUGUGAGGCUCCUUCCAGUCCUCAGUGCUUCAGAAGAAACACUGAGGAGUCCAUGUACAGAUGUGAAUGGAGCAUGAAUAUGACUGAGAGGGAUGUGACAUUUGACCUUUACUUUGAUGGAAGAAAAUUUGGAGGCAUUAAGGAGACAUGGUCUUGCAUCAAUGAAGAACAACUUAUCCAAUAUCGUCCAGUUGAUAUUUGGGUAGAAGCUCACGUAGGAAACUCAAGCUGCACAUCAACCAGGACAUCUGUUGUACUCGUCCACACAGUUAAGUACGAAGCACCACAAAAUAUUUCCAUUUCUUGGUUAAACAACAACCUCAUCUUAAGAUGGAGACCUGCAGAAAACCAUCCAGCUUUAGCCGAGAUCUGGUUCCGACAACGUGACCUCCCCACAGAAUCAUGGGAGAAGAGAUUAAUAACAACAAAUAUCACAGAUGAGCCUCUAAUGUACCAGGUCACUGUUGUGAAUCUGUUGAAGAAUUCAGCUUACCAGGUUCAAAUCAGACAUAAGUCAAAUCCGUCCAUCAUCAACCCACUGUGGAGCGACUGGUCUCAAGAAGUGAUUGUUCCUGCAGAACUUGAAGAAGAACCUGAAGUCUACAUGACAACAGAACUAACUAAAGCAAAUGGGACUCGAAUGGUGACACUAAUUUUAAAGCCGGUGCCACCUGCUGCAGCAGUCAGUGGAGUGAAUUACAGCCUGAAUGACACACAUUCUUCUCGUGGAUGUCCUUGUCGGAAAAUGAGACCUAUCUAUGACAUAAAAAAAAAUACAUACACCACUUAUGUCUCAUACUCUGCUGUCAACAUCUCUGUUUUCGCUAUAAACAGAGCAGGGUAUUCUCCUCCAGCAGUCAUACAAGUACCUGCCGCAACUGCUGCAGAUUUAAAAACUUGUAACCAAACGUUACUGGAUAAAAAAUUUAAAACACAAACUUGCCUUGAGUUCUACAAGCUUCAGGAUGGAGAUUCAAGGCCAGAAAAUGUCAUCACUUUAACGAAAAGGAUGGGGGAGAAAAAAAGGAAGCAAAUCAGAAAGACCAUGGAGGACUACGUUCGCUACCUUUACUUUGAACACAGAUGUGACCGUGGGAAACCAAAGACAGUUAAAAUGUGCCUCUUUUAUCAAAAAGAGGGUGAGCCUCUCAGAAAACCUCAGGACUUCAUUGCUUUUGAUGAAACACAGAGUUCCGCUGUCCUGUCUUGGAAAGCGAUUCCAUCUGUAGACCAGCGAGGUUUCCUCACACACUACAGCCUCUGCAGCGUGAAAAUCAGCUCACAAGAUGAGCCGAAAGAGUGCUGUAACUUAUCAGCCUCACUGAUAAAACACCAUCUGGAAAACUUGACACCUGGAGCAAAAUACAACAUCACCCUGGCCGGAGUGACACGAGUGGGUGAAGGCCCAAAAGCCACAAUAACUAUCAACACACUCCCAGAGAACCCUGUGAAUGUGUGGUGGAGUCUCGGCUUGCUGUUUGUGUUCUUUUUAAUCUCAAUAAUGUGCACCUUAAUCUUGAAGAGAAUCCAAAACAAGAUCUUCCCUCCUGUGCCGACACCGGUUAUUCCAGAGUUCACUUCUCAUCCAGCAGAGAGUCAGGAGAUGCUGGAGGAAAAAGAGGAGGUGGAUGAGCUGACGCUGUACCAGCUACACCCAGAGGGCAAGUCUGUCUCCGAAGACGCAGAGGAGAUCACUGACCUUGCAGGAGAGUGGGAUGAUGGCACUGACGAGGACAUUGAGAAUGUGAGGGGUGAUUCACGGAUGUCAGGAGGAACCAGCGAUGAGUGUUUGAAUAACAGCUCCACAGCUCAGGUACUAAGGAGGUCCACUCUAGGAGAAAUUACAGAUCUGGAACAGGUGGACAACGAGAUCGCCAUGCUGAUAUACAGGAAUGGUUUGGUUUUUGAUGUGAAGACAGAUUCGCCUUAAAAUGGAUUUCACUGAGGGUUUUACUGCCUCACAAGCACAAACUUGAACAAAAACUAUUAAGGGUUCACAUGUUUGUUGACUUAUAUGAAAGACUGGACAAAUACUUUUCAUGUUCUAAUAGUUUUAUCUUUUUGAGCGUAUAUUGUCUUUUUGCAAUGUUCUAAUCUAAAAUUGUCUUGUUAAAAUGAAAAUAUAUGUUGAAUUUUCAUGUUGAGUUAUGCAUGUGACAUUUUUAUAUAAGGACGCAAGUAUACAAAAGCAGAAGAGUUAACCAUUCACAGGCUUUGUCAAUGCCUGUGCCAAUAAACCUUUUUUUAUUUGUGCAGAGCAAAUCCUGGUUUAGACUUUUAUGCUUUCAACUUUUUGCAUGUUUUAGGUGUUCAAAAAUCUCAUCAUAGACACAUUUGAUUUUAGUGGUAUUCUUUGGGGAUGGUCUAUCAGUAGGUCCACCACUUGGUCCAAUAUCUAAACAACUGUUUGACAGACAUUAAUGAUCCUCAGAGGAUGAACUCUGAACUGUAGACUCUUGCUUUUGUCAGCAGCUAUACCUAGAUCCAAGGAUGUAGGUUUCGUGUCAACAGUGGAGGGGGCACUUGUGUCAAUGGCACAUCAAUGAUAAAUGAAUUCAGUAGAAAUCAUUAUUCUCUUGCUAAUUUGCAUCUGACUGUUAACUGUUUAUGUACUUAAUACAUUGACUAGACACUAAUGGAACAGCGGUUCUAUUUAGAUGUUUUGGUCAAAAUUAUUGGGACGAUUCAGUAGUCGCUGAAUAAUGGUAGUGAUAUGUCCCUAACUUCUGUCUUUGUCCGUGUCUAGCUCAAUCUCAAUGAAAAUCAAUAAAAUAAACUAAAAUAUUAUCAAACCAUAAAAUGUUAUACCUAUACGUAUACCUAUGAUAAGAGAUACACCAAUAAAACAACCAUAAAGAGUCUGACACAUUGUUGGUCAGUAUACCAACCUGAUGCUGCAAAAACAGAGAACCAGUGUAUGUGAUAGCUCAGCAGCACAAAAGUGAGCCUGUCAAGAGUUGAACAUGUGACAGGAAGUGGUCGCAAAAAGACCAUAAGACCUUAAAUGAGGCAGCACAUGCAAGGUGAAAUGCUAGAUUACUCAUAACCAAAGAAACUUCUGUAGUGUUUCAGUCUACCCCGUUUGAAUUAGAACAUGUAGUGUCGAUUUUGUAAGAAGUGAUGACACUUAACAGAAUUUUCCACCACGCUGCAAGGUGUUUUUUUCUGGUGCCUGUCAAUUUUAUUUGAGGCCUGCUUGAGAAGAGUGAAAUCAGCAAGAACGUCCCUCUGUUGACAGCCACAGUUUAAUCUCUCAUCUUACCACAUCAAGAUUAAAAUCAUCUGUCCUGACCACAGACAAUCAUGCCCAACAUCUGAUAAAUGUAAUGUGUGAAAAAAUACAAUACAGAUACCAAAACAGA
Micropterus salmoides (largemouth bass) is the source of this 3555-nucleotide messenger RNA. RefSeq names its product interleukin 12 receptor subunit beta 1 (gene il12rb1). Gene Ontology annotation, molecular function: cytokine receptor activity; protein binding. Lineage: Eukaryota; Metazoa; Chordata; Actinopteri; Centrarchiformes; Centrarchidae. The transcript is spliced from 15 exons. Gene Ontology annotation, biological process: cytokine-mediated signaling pathway. Bases 81 to 2123 code for a protein of 680 amino acids. The record is from RefSeq and is a predicted model, not a curated record. Gene Ontology annotation, cellular component: external side of plasma membrane.